UAAAAAAAAAAAGUUUAUCACAUCAACACUUGUGACCAAAUUGAGACAUUUAAUUGAUUAAGAUGAUCAUCACUAGGUAAUUUUAAAUGAUUCUAAGUAUGUAUUAGCAUCCGGAACCGUGCAAUAUGUUCUCGUCUCACACACCGAAUGGAUCAUUGUUAUGGGGGAGAGCUUCAGUCAUCUACUCUUUCUUGCUUCAUAUAAAGGUAUGGCUGAACACUAUUUAGCCUAUUUAGCCAAGCCUUUGGGAGGCAGAAGUGUCUAUUUUUUUCUUUAAAAAAUGCUUAUUUUAAAAAAAAUGAGGUAUUGGAUUAAAUUUUUAGGAGAAAAUAAGUAUUUUAAGGAAUAACAGAAGCUGUUUUUCAAAAGUUAAAAAAAUAGUUUGUAGAUAAAGGGAAAAGGGUCAAAAAUACCCCUUUUCUUUGUUUUAAUGUUAAAAAUAUCAUCUGUUACAAAUUUGAGUCAUUUAUGUUCUUCCCGUCAGUUAAAGUGUUUAAAUAUAUCCUAUCUAUGCAGAAAUCCUCAAAUCGCCCAAAAUAACCUCAUUUCAUGUUUUUUAAACCGCUCUAUUAUUUAAAUCCGACCCAACUUAUUUAUAACCCAUAGGAUUUGAUCGGUCGUUUCAUCUAAAUUCUCCAAAUUUAGGAUAGUUUUGGAUGAAAUUGGUAGAUGAAGGCCGUGAAUUAUGUGAUUGUGGAACUUUCUAGUGGAAGAAAAUGUGUGUAAUUGAUAGAUUUCUAGGUGAUUUGAGAUUAAUUACAAAGAAGGAGAGAGAUAUGGAUGGAGCAGCAGCCAUUUCUCUCAUCCAAAAAAUAUUGCCGGCUAAUGGAAUUUCCACAGUAUUUAGGGCAAAUAACACUCUAUGGCAUUUUGGGUAAAGUAUUUACCCGAAAUGGCCAUAAUUUUUUUUUUUUUUUUUUACAUUUUGCAGCCUUCAUCCCAUUUUUUUUUAAAUAAUUACCCGAGAUAGUCACCCCCUUCCCCCUCAUAUCAAACUCCAAGAUGCUAUUUUUCCUUCCAAAUCUCUUUUUAAUGUUGGUGUUUUUUUAAGGGUAAAAUGUGCAUAAAACACAUACAUUAUGUUACACUUUUAACACUGUAUAAACACUGUAUAACACUGCAUAACAAUGUAGAAGUGUGUAUAAACAACUCUUAUACGUUAUUAUACAUUUUUAUACAAGGUUUAUAAAUUGUCUACAGUAGGUGUAUAAAGUUGUACAUUAUUGUAUAAUGCUGUAUAUACAAGCUGCGGCCAUAAUUUGUUGGAUCAUAGGUUUGUAAUUUAAAAAUAUGGCUACGCAAAAGUAAUUUUAUGUGCUAAAUUGUAUAUUACUGAAAUUCCCACAUUUAUUAAUUUCCUCUCCCUAUCUCUCAAUCUUGGGGCCCCGCCUAGCACUAACUUUUUAGAAUCUCCAUUUCAUUUUUUAAAAGAUGUCCAUAAUCGUGCUUCAUUGGGUUCCAUCAAUGGCUUCUAAGACUUUUGCUUUCCUCAAUCAAAUGUAUGGGUUAUUAAUUAAGUUAGACUCGGGUUUAAAUAUGAAGCGGGUUAAAAACAUGAAAUCAGGUUAUUUUGGAGGUUUGGAGAUUUCUGUUUUGGGCAUAUUUGAACACUUUACUAAUGGGUGGGGCAUAAAUGACUUAAAUUUAUAACGGAGGAUAUUUGUAGCCAAUAAAACAAAGUAGAUGGGUAAUUUUGACUCUUUUCCCUUUAAAAAAGUGUUUUUGAGAAAAAUACAUAUAAAAACAAUUUUUAAAAACUUAGCCAACCAUAAAUUGCUUGUCGACGAAAGUACUUUUGAAAAAAACAUUUUUUAAAAUAAGUUUAUUUUAGAAGUUUGGUCAAACAAGCUGACACGGGAGCAAAUGGUUGUCACAUUUUGGAAGAUAAAUAGAAAUCCAACAUUAACAAAAUUCUAAAAAGAAGCUUCUUUGUUUUUUUUUUUUUUUUUUUUUUUGUUUGUUUGUUUAGAUUCAUGAUUAUGUAGUUCUCUUGGCCGCUGGAUCCUAUAGAAAUCAUUUGAGCACUCAUUCAAUAUUUUAAGGUAAUUAGUGCCCUAAGACCUUUCUAACUCUUUUGACCAAUCUGUCUACACUAUACAGUGUGAGAACAGACACAUAAAAUAAAUGGUCGGUUUUGAUAAUAUAUACACAAAAAAGCUAAAUAUCCAGUUCAACUAAUUUUCCUAGUAAACAAAGUGGGUAGAUAACUGCAUAAAGGAGAUUCAAAGAAUAUUUGUAACAGAUACAGUUUCUAAUGUGUUGCUAAAGGUCAUAUUAAGGAAAGGGAUACCACAAAUCUUAAAUUCUCUCAAUCUUAUAAAAGAGAGAAAAUGUUUGUUUAAAAAAUAGUGGUAGUAAAGCACGUUCUCUCUUUUAAAUCCCACUUGAUAGAAGUGGGAGAAUUGGUGCACUUUCUUGGCUAAAUUACUAAGAGGGACAAGGGUGGGACAAAGAAAUAAACAGGAGCAAACAAGGAGUUGUACCAGGAAAAAUAAUGGAGUUGGAAAAUGUCCUAGCUCUUUUACUUGUAUUUUCUUGUUCUUGUUUAACUCUUUUUGCAAGUGAAGAAAAUAUCAAGGAGGGAAAAUCAAUCACUGGUAAUCAAAAAAUGGUUUCAGCUGGUGGAAGUUUUGCCUUAGGCUUCUUCACUCCAGGUAAUUCUACAAAUACUUACCUUGGCAUAUGGUACAAUACUAUCCCUGAAUUAACGGUCAUUUGGACUGCUAAUAGAGAAUCUCCAAUCCCUCAGAACUCUACUGCAGUUUUCACUAUUGGCGAUGACGGGAAUUUAGUGCUUUUUGAUGAGAAGGAUAAGCUCAUUUGGUCAUCAAAUGUUUCAUCCACAAGCACAGGAGAAUUAUUAACUUCAAACUCUACUGUGGGAGCACUGUUAGAUACUGGAAAUCUUGUCCUCAUGUAUGGUGAGUCGAAUAUAUUGUGGCAGAGCUUUGAACAUCCUACGGAUACAUUUAUGCCUGAGAUGAAACUCGGUUAUAAUAGAAAAACUGACAAACGAAUCAUGAUCAGUUCGUGGACAAGUAACGAAGAUGCUCGGCCUGGAAAUUUCUCUUUUGGGAUAGACCCUGAAGGGAGUUCACGGUUUUACGUUUUGAAGCACAACAGUAUUUAUUAUAGGUUGGAUGAUAGUAAUGAAUACGCUGGAGGGAAUCUCCUAGGAAUUGCAUGGUAUGUUUCUGUUGUUUCUGGAAAUGAUGGAGUAUUUAUGACUUAUGGUUACACCAAAGGCUUGACAACAUUAAGGGCCGCUUUGGCUCCUAGUGGGUACCUUCAGGUACUGUUAUGGACCCAAUAUGCUAAUAAGUGGAGAGUUUUAAUUCAGGUACCACAAGCUCCUUGUGAACGUUAUGCGCAGUGCGGUCCAUUUGGCAGCUGUGGGGUCAGAUCAAGUAGAUCAUGCAGAUGCUUAACUGGAUUUGACCCAAGAUUCUCGACAGAUUGGGCAAACGGGAAAUGGAAUGGAGGUUGUGUGAGAAAAGUAGCAUUGGGUUGUGAUGGCAGAGACAAGUUCUUGAAACAUCAGAAUAUGAAGUUUCCGGACCAUGCUAUUUCCUUAGGACAUAUUAGCAUUAAGGAAUGUGAUACUCAGUGCAUUAGGAACUGCUCCUGCUCUGCUUAUGGUUAUUCAAAUAGCACAUGUCUAAUUUGGUUUGGAGAUUUACUAGACCUUUCCCAUAACUAUACUGGCGGCAGAGUUCUCAAUGUUCGGGUUCUUGGCUCUGAGUCAGUUACACAUGAUGGAUCUGGGAAUUCAACUCACAGACACAGAAUUUUCAUUGCUACAAUUGUUUCUGCAAUAUCUGCCAUCUUGGUUCUUAUCAGUAUUAUUGCCUUUAUCUUCAAAAGAAAGAGCUUGAGAAGACAAGGCUGGAACAAUGGAACUAAAGCUCUCAUUAGGUCCGUGUCUAGUUUAUAUUCUGCUGAAGAAAGCGAUAUGAAGCUGCUGCAGUACAGCCUGCAGAAAAUAAGAGAGGCUACUAACAACUUCCAUGGAGAAAACAAACUUGGAGAAGGUGGAUUUGGCCCUGUGUUUAAGGGGGUUUUGGCUGAGUUCGGAGACGUAGCCAUCAAAAGACUUUGCAGGAGGUCAUCACAAGGACUGGAGGAGUUCAUGAAUGAAUUGAAGCUAAUUGCAAAACUGCAGCACAAAAAUCUUGUCAGCCUCUUGGGAUGCUGUGUUGAAGGCGAUGAGAAGAUACUAAUCUAUGAGUAUAUGCCCAAUUGCAGCUUGGACAAAUUUCUGUUUGACACUUCUCUAAAAGUUAUUCUAGAUUGGAGUACACGAUUCAAGAUAAUAGAAGGAAUUGCUCAAGGAAUUCUUUACCUACAUAAAUACUCAAGAUUAAAAGUCAUUCAUAGGGACUUAAAGGUUAGCAACAUUCUGCUAGAUCAGGAGAUGAUCCCUAAAAUAUCAGACUUUGGAAUGGCAAGGAUUUUUGGGACUGAUCAAACACAGGCCAAUACAAACCGAGUGGUUGGUACAUAUGGCUAUAUGUCUCCGGAAUACGUAGUAUAUGGCCAAUUUUCAGAGAAAUCAGAUGUAUUCAGCUUUGGAGUAUUGCUGUUAGAAAUUCUGAGUGGUGAGCGUAACUCAGGUUUUUUCAUGACUGAAGUUUCUGUGUCCCUCUUAGGAUGGGCAUGGAAUAAGUGGAAAGAAGGAAGCAUCUUGGAGUUGAUUGAUCCAUCAAUAAGGGAAUCCUGCGACAGUAACAAAGCAACAAGGUCCAUUCUGGUUGCCCUUCUUUGUGUUCAAGAAAUACCAAUUGAUAGGCCAACAAUGUCUGAUAUAGUUGUCAUGUUAAGCAAUGAAACUAUACCCAUCCCUGAACCAAAAGAACCUGCUUUUCGCAGCAGCUGGCAAUCUCCGCAGUUACGUGAUGUAUCCAUAAAUGAGAUGACAAUUACCUUGCCGAAACCUCGAUAAGUGGAUUUGGUUUUCCUUUUUUUGUAGUUAGCAUAGAACCACCUCAAUUGUAUUUGUAGAUAGAAGAGAUGUUUGAUAUCUCCCUUGAUAGGGACUCCAGUUUGGGAGAACUUUGGGAUAAACUAAUCUGGAGAGUUUUACUUCAAAAAUCUUUUGGGGUUUUACUUGUACCAGACAAUAAGGUCCUUAACCAUUGAACCUACAAAAGUGUAGGUUCUGGUGUCUUGUUUUUUUUU
Molecule: messenger RNA, 5178 nt
Organism: Lycium barbarum (goji berry)
Lineage: Eukaryota; Viridiplantae; Streptophyta; Magnoliopsida; Solanales; Solanaceae
Product: G-type lectin S-receptor-like serine/threonine-protein kinase At4g27290
Exons: 7
Coding region: 2495-4942 (815 amino acids)
Biological process (GO): recognition of pollen; protein phosphorylation
Molecular function (GO): protein serine/threonine kinase activity; ATP binding
Source: RefSeq, a predicted model, not a curated record